Molecule: messenger RNA, 675 nt
Organism: Fusarium keratoplasticum
Lineage: Eukaryota; Fungi; Ascomycota; Sordariomycetes; Hypocreales; Nectriaceae
Product: Mac domain-containing protein
Exons: 3
Coding region: 1-675 (224 amino acids)
Molecular function (GO): acetyltransferase activity
Source: RefSeq, a predicted model, not a curated record
AUGACUGUGUUUGAUAUCGACGAGGAAGAUAAUCUUGCCCGUAUGCGGCGAGGGGAUCUGUACUAUGCUUUCACGCCGCAGCUUGUGGCUGCUCGGAAGCGCUGCAAGCAGGCCCUUGCGCGACUUAACACGGCGGGGGAGUUGACCCGUAGAGAAAUUGCAGAGCAUUGGAAAGACAUCACCAACGAUGAGCGCCCUUUACCCCCACCUGCUGCAACAGAAGACGAGGACGAUGCUGUCUUGCACGAAUACCCCUGGAUAGAGCGUCCCAUCAACAUUGACUAUGGGACAAACGUCAAAGUUGGAAGUGGCGUUUUCAUAAACUUCAACUGCACUAUGAUUGAUACCUGCACUAUAUCGAUCGGAGCCCGUACCCUUGUUGGUCCCAACGUCUCCUUCUUCAGUGGCACCCACCCCCUUGAUCCUGAUCUGCGCGAUGGAACGAACGGACCUGAGCUGGGCCGUCCCGUGAUUAUUGGCGAAGACUGCUGGAUAGGAGGAAGUGCCAUGAUCCUGCCUGGCGUCACGGUUGGAGAUGGAUGCACUAUCGGAGCUGGGAGUGUUGUAACAAAGGAUGUUCCGGCGUACCAUGUUGUUGCCGGAAACCCGGCCAAGAUUAUACGCAAGAUAGAACGCAAGCACAAGGCCGAACAAGAAGCCAAGCAAAAGACUUAG